Messenger RNA from Girardinichthys multiradiatus, 5881 nucleotides. RefSeq names its product C1q-related factor-like. The transcript is spliced from 2 exons. Gene Ontology annotation, molecular function: protein binding. Lineage: Eukaryota; Metazoa; Chordata; Actinopteri; Cyprinodontiformes; Goodeidae. Bases 747 to 1553 code for a protein of 268 amino acids. The record is from RefSeq and is a predicted model, not a curated record.
ACAACAUCACAAGUGGGGGAAGGAAGGAGAAAGAAAAAGUGAAGAGGGAGAGCAAAGUGGUCAGGGUGUUGUUUUGGUUCCUCUGUGUUUCAGGGGGCUGUAUGACUCCUUCGUCCGAGCGAGCUGGAGAGAAAAAGGGGACAUAACCGCACCAACCUUUGACGUGAUGGGGGAGCAAGAGGGUGGGUGUGGGGUCUCUGUAGCUACUGCCGUAUAAAAAGCCAAGCCUGAGAAAACCGCACCACAAACUCACCACACACACAUACACACACAUACUCACAGUGGCUGCUCUGUAUCUCUCACGCUCACCCACUCUCAUUAUUCUCUUCCUCUCCCUCUCUCUGUCUCGCUCCCUCUGUCUCUCACUCCAUUCCUCUGGGCUCUGCAUAUUUCUUGCUUCUUCUCACAAGUCACAUUGUGUUUGUAAGUAUGCGCUGAAUGUCUCCCUGUGUAUGCUUGGGUUUCCUUAAGUCUUUUUCUAUGUUUGAGUGACUGCUUGCCUACUUGAGUGUGAGUGAGUGGAGAAGUGAGCUGUAUUAAGUGUAUGUGGGUCUCUGUCUCUCCCUCACACACUCGCGGCUCCUCUUGCAACUCUUCCUGGGAUCUCCAGGUCCCUUUCCUCGGUGACAGGCUCCCCACACUAAACAGUCACCAUUUCCGCCCCCGGGAGACCCACGCUGGCUGCGCAGCCCCUUCCCCGACUCAGCAUCGGGAGGAAGACCCUGGUGGCGGCUGCUGUGGGGGUUAUGCUGGUCCUGGUGCUGGUGGUACUCAUCCCUGUGCUUGUCAGCUCCGUGAGUACAGAUGCCAGCCACUAUGAGAUGCUGGGCACCUGUCGAAUGGUGUGCGACCCUUACACGAACAAGGGCACUCCAGCCAGCAGCACCAGCUCCACUGGUCUGCAGGGAGAGGCAGAGGCACUAACUGACCACAGCAAUGUUCUGCCACCAUCCACCCUGCAGCAGGGUCCGCAGGGAAAGCCUGGCAGGCCAGGAAAGCCAGGGCCACCUGGACCACCUGGACCCCCCGGACCACCUGGUGAACCGGGGCCACCAGGGCCAGCUGGGCCCCCAGGUGACAGAGGGGAUCAUGGAAGGACUGGGAUUUUGGGUCUGGGGGGUAACGGAGCUAUCAGCACAGCCACCUACAGCACAGUGCCCCGGGUGGCUUUCUAUGCCGGGCUUAAAAACCCCCAUGAAGGCUACGAGAUCCUAAAGUUUGACGACGUGGUCACCAAUCUUGGCAACAACUACGAUGGCAUUUCGGGCAAGUUCAUCUGCAGCAUACCGGGUACAUACUUCUUCAUCUACCAUGUGCUGAUGAGAGGAGGGGAUGGCACAAGCAUGUGGGCAGACCUCUGCAAGAACGGUCAGGUUCGUGCAAGUGCCAUUGCCCAAGAUGCUGACCAGAACUAUGACUACGCCUCAAACAGUGUCAUCCUCCAUCUGGACGCAGGCGAUGAGGUGUACAUCAAACUAGAUGGCGGCAAAGCCCACGGCGGCAACAACAACAAGUACAGCACCUUCUCUGGCUUCAUCCUUUACGCAGACUGAGAACAAACAGACAGAGACUGUCAAAAGAGGAUACUCAAAGGCAGAGUUUCAUGACAAGGGGGGAGGCUUUGUGUGUGUUAAAAAAAGCCAGAAUGCUUUCUAGUUUUCCGAAUUCUCUCCAUCAUUGCAGUCACCUCUGCUUCAUAUCCAUCAGCCAAGACAUUCAGGCUCCACAGCCAAGCCCGGAUGGAAAGCUCUCAGAGGACACACUAAGACCAGCUAGCAGGUGGCGUGGGAGGAGUGGGAUGUUAGAUGGGCUGGUUUUCCGCACCCCUUGCCACAUUACCGACGUGUCAGAAGCUCCUCACUUACAGCGUCUCUCCUCUUUAGCCCUGCUCCAUUGCACAGAGAUAUCAACAGAAACGACAACCCUGCAAAAGUGGAUGAUUUCACCUGUUUACUCCACAGUGGCAGCAGUCAGCUGUACCUUCAGUGGACUGGACUGACUGAAGCUUGUAGUGUUGUUCCGUGCAAAUUUACCUAGAUUGUGUUUUUAUUUUGUUGACAUGCAUACUAUUCUACACAAAAGAGAUCUAGAAAAAAAAGAAUAUAUAUUUGUCCCUUGUGAAGAUAUCCUGUUUGAAUGAGAGAUGUUAAUCGUGAUGCAUAUAAGAGAUCUAACAGUUGGAAAAGAAAUAUUUAAAUCAAGACUUUCAGUAUUCUAUUGCAGUGGGUGUUUUUUUCCUUAUUGGGUAUUACAAGGUAUCUACUGUAUAUAUUAUUCAUGUGGAGAAUAAUUAUACAUUCUGCACUUUCAAUAUAUAUUAAAAAGGUAACAUCACGUAUAGAUAAUGCCCCUCUCACACUGUUUCUUGCACUGUCACACAAUGUCCUGCUUCUGUUCAGAUUAAAGCAGACUUUAAAUAAUCUUUUCAUUGUUCUGGCUUCAUGUUGAAGCUCCAGUUGGCACAACAAGCCAUGUGAAGAAGUUAAAUCUUAGGAUUCAAGGGUCACAUAGCACUGAUACUUUCUUCUUCUGUGCUGCCCUGGUCUUUGAGCUUUCUUAGGCAGCAAAAAAAUAAAUAAAUUGGGCUUUUGAUGCAGAGAGCAGAAGGGAGAGUCCACCAGAUGGGGAGGUAAAGAAGGCACGGGAGCAGUGUAACAGUGAGUGCGCAGAUUUUCUGUUUCAGUGCAUUUUGCUGGAUGUCAUCCAUUCAUUAGCUGCAUAUGCAGUGACAUACAGACACUGUUGGUAAGAUCUAUUCAACAUAGUGGCCUGACAGAUUGUAUGGUGAUGAAACUGAUUGGAUUGGUGAACUUGCCUCUCGCACGUCUGAGUGUGUUUAUGUGUGUGUGUAUGAAGCAGUACAUGUGCAUAUCAGUGCGUGUCUGCCGUUUAGCAUGUGCCGUGCCACAACAUCAUUGUUUUUUUUGUUUUUUCUCUUUCUCCAGAGUUGUAGUAUGCUAUGCUACAGCCAAUGACAGAUAUUUACUGGGCAGCCAAUGAGAUUGUGCUCUUUAGGGUGGAGCCUCUAUAGAUACAGAGAGAAAAACAAACAGCUUGUAAUUGAAAUCUAUGACUUGUUUAUCAUAUCUUUUGGAACUGUUGAAUACAUUUAAAUAAUAAAUGGGAUUUUUUUUUUUUGAGUGACUCGUCUCAAGAGAGUUCUUGAAUCCCAAAUACACUAAUUAGGGAAAAUGAUUUUCAAAGGAUCUAAUUCACUCUGCGAGACUAACUAGCUAAAGCAAACAUUAUGCCUGGAAAAUUGUGUUUCUUGUUCUGUGUAAACAUUGAAUCCUAAUAAUGGACUCACAGAGAAAACAAUAAUAAUAAAAAAAGAUCCCUUCAGCUGAUCCCUAGUCUAUCUUAUGCCUCAAAGGAGGGAAGUAUAUUUAGGGUAAGUGGCAUCUUGGGAGAGAUGUUUAUUCAACCCAAAAUUAUUCCUGAGCUUCUCUACAUCUGGAAAAGGUGCACUUGCAGAUAAUGACUUUCCAACUAUGGCAACAUUAAGUGGUGGAGUUAAAAUAACAGCACUCACAAAACUGCUUUGAAUGGAGACGAGUCCCUAAGUGAGAGCAGGCUAUUCCUCAGUUGGUAAUCACAGUGUCUUUUAACAGAUUCCCAUCGACAGAGGUAAGAUAUACCCGGUGAGAAAGUGAGGAUGGAGGAGAAUUUAUGGGGGGAGGAAAGAUAGGUGAGAAGCAGAAUAUAGCUUGACAAAGACAGAUGGAAAUACGAGAGAAAGAGUGGGCUAUUGAGAGAGGUAAUGGGGAGGGAAUGGAUAGGGAGGAGGAGGGCAAAGUGAAAUCUAAGGAAGACAGACAGACAGAGAGGCAUGCUGAUGCCGAUUUGGGGUGACGAGAAAGGAGUGCCGGAUUGUUUUCAGGGUAGACUGAUUCCCUAUCGGGACUGUGUAAGGUGUCAGGAGAGAUUAGUGAGCGUGAAGCUGGAGGGGAGAGGUUGCGAUAGCUUUAGAUUGGACGAGUGUCAAGGGCUGGACAUUCCUCCGACUUGCCAAGAAUGGGAUGUGACACUGUUUGCCCUACCUUGAUCCUUAGAGAAGCAUGCAACAAUCUGUCUGUCAUUUUACUGUUUCCCUGAAGUAUGCAACAAGUUAAUCACAUUCACAGCUUUGGAAAUUAGCACUUUUACAGUGUAACUUUAAAGACAUGAAUAAAAACAUGAAUAAAAACUUAACAUUAUUAUAGCAAGGUGGCUACCAGCAAUGUAGAAAUGUCAAAAAUCUGACCAUUUUCUGUAGGUUUCCAUUCAUUCAUCCAUCUACUCAUUCAUUUUUGUGGUUUGUGCUUAAAUAAAGUCAUGCAGAAGGAAGCAUGUUGACACAAGUCAGACAUUUUAUGUACCAUGUGAAUAUUUUAAGUUAAUAUUUUCUUAGAUAGCACAAAGUAGAUUUAGAGAUACAUUUCAUAAAUAACUUCUGCUUAAGACAAUUUGCUUUUAAUUUGUUUUUAAUCCUUUUUAAUCAGAUAAUUUAAUAUUUUUCCAUUUACCAUUGAAAUAUUUUCUUCAAGUUUUUUUUCUGUCAAUGAAAUUUCACUUGGGCUAACUCACACACACACACACACACACACACACACACACACCCACACACAUGCUUACACACACUUAUAGUGCAUCCUCUUCUUUGCAGCACUUGUUCCACAUUUACAAGUAUUCUUUGCCAUGUUGCUUAAAAUAGUUUUUUUCAUUCUUUAAUCAUUUUUUUUAAAGUUUUCUUCCACUUUGCUAUUAAGGGACAGGGAGUUUAGAUUUAUGAUGGAAAUAAAUAAAUAUAAUCUAUUAUGGAAUAAGGACCUAACAUAACAAAAUGAGGAGAAAGUGAAGAGCUGUGAAUAAUUUCCAGAUGCACUGUACACUUGUAUGCGUGUGUCAUGGUAUUCCUUUGGUAAACUCAGUGAGAUCUGCAAAGUAUGCAUUCAGUGUAGGGUCUUAAGAUGAUUUCUGGAUGGAAAAUAAAUAAAUACAUAAAAUCACUCUUCAAACAUACUUUGAUUAUUGUUAUAAGAAAAAAUAUAAUUAAUAAAUAAAUUAAAUUAGCUUUAAAUUUGUUGGUCUUGUUUUGUUUAAUGGCUUCCUAUUUGUACUAAAGCCUGUAGUGAGCUACUGGACGACCUAAAACAUUUGUAGAUAAUGCUAUCCGGGUAUUAACUACAAACUUAAAAACUGCAUGCUCUGACAUUGCUUGUUAGGUACUAGAAACCAGAUUUGCACAGUGUAAAGAAACAAAACAAAAAAAAAAGGAUUUUGCAACAAUGUGAAAAAAAGUGGUAUUCCAGACAAAGGGCCAGUAACACAAUUAUCUAACUGGUUAUUCACUUGUUUUACAGCUUUUUCCAUUUUUUCCCUGACAGAUAUUAAUUGUUAAGCUUAUUUACCUUUUAAGGAACAGAUAACUCUGACUACUCCUCUGUUGGUUGCAACAACUGCACAUCAGCACGUGCAAAGUGCAUCCAGGUGUGGGUAAUGUUGCUAGCGUUACCAUUUUAGAUAAGCAAUAUAGGCUGGGUUCAACAGACUUCAUAUAGUACAGCUAUUACCACGUCUUUGCUGUCUCUUAUUUUGUUUUUGAAGCCUUCAGUGUGAAUUGUAUGCUUUAUGCAUGAGUUUAACAGUUGAAGAACACCCUGAAAUGUUUUGCUCAUUAACUGAGCCCUAACAAUUAUUUACAAUAAUUAACAACCCUCAUUAUGUGACGCGUCAAAUUUUACAAAUUAUAUUACUGUUCUAAAUUUAUUCUAAUGGAGAUAGUUUUCACUGUAGUUUUUUAUAACAUAAGGAGUAGUGAUUUUCAAUGUUUACUCGAUAAAAUACCUUUGGCCUGACUGUUUUGCUUGGUACUCUGACAUAAAACUAUAUUUGAACAUUU